This is a messenger RNA of Marasmius oreades (fairy-ring Marasmius), 1125 nucleotides long. RefSeq lists its product as uncharacterized. Bases 1 to 1125 code for a protein of 374 amino acids. NCBI's taxonomy places the organism in Eukaryota, Fungi, Basidiomycota, Agaricomycetes, Agaricales, Marasmiaceae. The transcript has a single exon. The record is from RefSeq and is a predicted model, not a curated record.
AUGCCUCCUACCAACAACUCCGUUGAAACCCUCCACGACCUCUUCGAUCCCCACCGAGAAAUUCUCGUCCUCCAACGUUGCCUUUCCCCCACCUCUUCCAUUCGAGGCUGCUACGUCCGCUCUCGUCCAACUUCCUUCAUCGGCAACGACGACCAGAUGCAGAACCACCUCCUCAAUUUCUCUACUCUUGGCGAGGCCGUGAACGAUAUCGAAGGACGCCAGUACAAAGACGGUUCUCCCCCUCCUUCCCCGCUUCCCGCUCCUCCACCCUACCUCGCACGCGGUUCUCGUCGUUUCGACUCUUCGAGGUCCCGCCGCAGCUCUCGUGGAUAUCCAGGCCCUGGCAGAUACGAUGCAGAUUCCGUCUCGGUGAUUACAACUCGUACGACCAUCAGCACUUUCCGAGCCGUUCGUAAUCCGGAAGCGACACCACCGAUGUUGAGGCAGUCGGAGAAAGGGAAGAAGUUUUCUCGCUCAACACCGGAUUUGCUGUAUCAAACUAAGCUUGAGGUAUUGACCGAGCAGGAGAAGGAGAGGGAUUACAAGCAAAGCGGCGGGUGGAAGGGUGGGAGAAGGCUGAAGGAGAGGUUUUCGUUGCUCUUCAGUGGGAGGAAGGAGAACGCUGGGAUUUUAGAUCGUGAUGGUAGUCAGAAGUCCGUCGUGGAAUCCGGAAGAAAGAAGUCGUUUUCGUUUCGCCGGGCUGCUAAGGACGUCGAGAGUUCCGUUGGUGCAGCUAAGGUUGGAGAGGCGAAGAAUCCGCUCGAGCUUCAGCGCACCAGGUCGGGGAAAUCGUGGGUGUUUAAGCGUCGAGGAACGAGGACGGGACAUAGCCGUCGUACAGCCGUUGAUCACAAGGGGGAUUAUAUCGAGCUUCAUCAGAUGGAUUGUGACAAACGUGUUCGUCACUCCAAGUCCUUCGCCGGAUUCCGGGCUAGUACCAAUGUCGACGAUAUUCCUCCAGUUCCACGGGUUCCAGGUGCGAUGAACGAGAUGGUGAAGGAGGGUGAAGUAGUCGACGAGGAUAUCGACGAGAUCACCAGGGAGGCUGCGCAGGUGAACAGACGUGUUCGAAGGAACUUUUCGUAUGAAGAGAACCAGGGUGGUGAAGUUCAAGAAUUGGAGUGA